This is a messenger RNA of Aspergillus ochraceoroseus IBT 24754, 1317 nucleotides long. RefSeq names its product MCT family MFS transporter. The transcript is spliced from 2 exons. Gene Ontology annotation, molecular function: transmembrane transporter activity. The record is from RefSeq and is a predicted model, not a curated record. Bases 1 to 1317 code for a protein of 438 amino acids. Gene Ontology annotation, biological process: transmembrane transport. Gene Ontology annotation, cellular component: fungal-type vacuole membrane. NCBI's taxonomy places the organism in Eukaryota, Fungi, Ascomycota, Eurotiomycetes, Eurotiales, Aspergillaceae.
AUGGAAGCAAAGGAAGUCUUCGAGGACACUACUGUGAGCCCUACCAACGGUUAUCAAGAUGAUAGUGAAAAAGAGGUCUCUGCGCCAGCUAUAUCGGCCGAUGAAAAACCAGAAGAACCGGCCUUUGAUACUGGUAUGAUAGCUUGGACACAAGUUUUGGGGUCAUUUAUCCUAUUUUUCAACUCUUGGGGUGUUGUAAAUACGUGGGCUGUUUUUCAGACAUAUUAUGAACAGCACACCCUCUCUCACAUGUCGUCUUCAUCCAUAGCUUGGAUUGGGUCCCUGCAAUCUUUCCUGCUUAUGAUGUUUGGAGUCGUGGCAGGACCAGCAUUUGACGCAGGGUAUUUCCGCUGGCUUCUCGGUUUUGGGACGAUCAUGCUGCCUUUUGGUCUGAUGAUGACCAGUUUAUCCACACAGUUCUGGCAUUUUAUUCUCGCGCAGGGAGUUUGCGUUGGCAUUGCUUGCGGCUGCUUAUUCGUCCCAUCCGUAGCGAUUUUGCCCCAGUACUUCAAGCGGAAAAGGGGACUGGCGAAUGGUAUCGCAGCGACUGGGAGCAGUAUCGGCGGUGUGAUUUACCCUAUUAUGUUCAAUGAAUUGCAGCAAGAGGUCGGUUUCCGCUGGGCAACGCGCGCCGUGGGCUUCCUUGCCUUUGGAACCUGCUUGAUCUCCUUUUCCCUGAUGCGCAUGCGGUUCCAGCCCAAGGAAAAGCGCAAACUAGUCCAACUCUCGGCAUUUGAAGAAUUUCCCUUCGUGCUUUACGCUAUUUCCAUGUUCAUCGGCUUCUUGGGAUUCUACAACUUCCUGUUCUAUGUCCAAUCCUACGCCAUUGAAACCGGGAUCGUCAACUCCCAUCUGGGGUUCUACCUGAUCUCAAUGCUCAACGCCGGCUCUACCCUUGGACGAAUCCUCCCCAACUUCAUAGCCGACCAUACCGGCCCCAUGAACAUGCUUACCCCAGCUGUAACCGUCACCUCUAUCUUGUCCUUUGUUUGGAUCGGCGUCCACACUGCCCCGGGGAUCAUUAUCUUGUCUGUUCUGUACGGAAUAUUCUCCGGCGGGUUUGUCUCUCUCCCCCCCGUGGUGAUGAUUACCUUGACCAAGGACCUUCGCGACCUGGGAACCCGGUUGGGCAUGCUCUUUGGAAUUAUUUCCAUCGCGCUCUUGGUUGGCACCCCUAUUGGCGGUGCUAUCCUAAGCUCCUCGCAUAAUUUCCUAGGGCUCCAGCUGUUUACGGGCUGUUGCUUGGUUGUAUCCGCUGGCCUUAUGUUUGUGUUGCGGUUUUCUCGCACGGGACCCAGGCUCUUCGUUCGAGCCUAA